UAGAGAACUACGGAUAUUUUUGUUGAGACACAUAGAACAUAUAUAAUAAAAUAAUUAAUGAAUAAGAUUCGUGGUGUAGGAUAGCUUAAACGCAUUUGUUCACUAAAGAUACACCAUUGUCCUCCCGCAUGCCAUUAUCUGCGUAAUUCGAUCCCUGGAGGACUAAUGCUAAAUGGCUGGCAAAAAGAAAGAAGUCAGUCUACAGGUGUCAGUCACAAACGAGGAACAGUGGGGCGAAAUGCUCUCCACAAAGGGCCUAACAGUUGUUGAUAUCUAUCAGCAGUGGUGUGGCCCUUGUCGCGCUGUCGUCAGCCUUUUCAGAAAAAUAAAGAAUGAACUCGGCGAUGAUCUUUUACAUUUUGCAACAGCAGAGGCGGACAGUAUCGAUGCUCUGGAGAGGUACAGGGGCAGAUGUGAACCCACGUUCCUCUUCUAUGGGGGUGGAGAGCUGGUGGGGGUUCUACGGGGUGCCAACGCGCCCCUCUUGCAGAGGCUGGUGGUGGAGGAGCUGGUCAAGGAGAAGAGGGUUCUGGAGGACGGGGCAGAGCGCAGAGUGGUGAAGGAUGAGGGGCUGGUCGAUGGGGAGGACGAGGACGAGGAGGAGACCGUUGAGAAUGACCACAGUGAUGAUGAUGUUCUGGUUCCGCCACACAAAUCCUACACAGUAGCGAUUAUUAAACCAGACGUGGUCGCACAUGGCAAAGCCAGCGAGAUUAUCAUGAAGAUCCAGGACGCCGGCUUCCAGAUCCUGGCCCACGACGAGAGGACCCUGACUGAGGACGAGGCACGUGUCUUCUACCAGCACAAAGAGGACCAGCCCUACUUCCAGGAGCUGGUGGAGUUCAUGGCCAGCGGGCCGUCCCACGUGCUGGUCAUCUCGCAGACGGACGCCUCUGCCGACGUCGUCCCGGUCUGGAGGGAGUUCAUUGGCCCUGCGGAUGUACAGGAGGCCAGGAGGGACAAACCUGACAGUCUGCGUGCCCAGCACGGGACGGAGUCUCUGUUUAACGGUCUCCACGGCAGCGAGGAUGGCGAGCGUGCCAGCAGGGAGCUGGCCUUUUUCUUCCCCACCUUCCGCACGUCGCCGCCCGACUCCACCGCCGGCCCGGCGCACCAACAGGAGCGGUCAGCGCGCGGGCCCGCCGCAGCGGAAGGACGACCCGCCGAGAGGACGCUGGCUCUGAUCCGGCCGCAGCUUGCCAGGGAACACAGGGACGAGCUCUUGUCCUGCAUCCAUGAGGCCGGCUUCACUGUGGCCCUGCAGAAGGAGCUGACCCUGAGCGAGGAGCAGGUGAGGGAGUUCUACAGCGCACACUUGGAGCAGGACUACUUCCCAGCGCUGCUGCAGAGCAUGACCAGUGGUCCAGUGCUGGCUCUGGCCUUGGCUCAGAGGGACGCCGUGCAGCGCUGGAGAAGCAUGCUGGGGCCCACUGACAUCAGCCUGGCCCUGGAGGAGCAACCCGCCUGCCUGAGGGCCCGGUUCUCGGUGGAGGGUGAACUCGUGAACCAGAUCCACGGCAGCGGGAGCUCAGAGGAGGCCGAGCGGGAGAUCCGCUUCUUCUUCCCGCGUUUGGAGGAUACGUUAGCCGUUAUCAAGCCCAACGGCAUGGAGCAGCACCGAGAGGAGAUUCUUCAGGAGAUCCGGGCCGGGGAGUUCUCCAUCAUGCAGCAGAAGGAAGCGGUUCUGUCUCGAGAACUGGCGGAGGAGUUCUACAGGGAGCACCGGGACAAGCCGUUCUUCAGCCAGCUGGUGGACUUCAUGUGUCGGGGCCCCUGUCUGAUGCUGGUGUUGACCAAAGAGAACGCCGUGGAGGAGUGGAGGGCCAUGAUGGGCCCCACUGACCCCAGCGAGGCUCGCCAGGCCGCCCCCGACUCCCUGAGAGCCCGCUUCGCCCGGGACGUCCUGGAAAACUCCGUCCACGGCUCGUCCAACGCGCAGCAUGCGCGACAGAAGAUCGACUUCAUCUUCGGGGAGAUUGGCGAAGAGAAUGAGGGCAAUGUUGAGAGAGAGAUGGGAUCCCUUCCUCGUGGAGAAGAAGGCCUGGAGAGUUCCGAGGACUUGAGGCAGCUGGAAGAAUCGAUAUCUCCCUCAACUGAUGCUAAUGAGCAGCUGAUGGCCCUUAUGAGUCCGGAGGACAAUUCUCCAAUAGAGUUGAAUGAGGCACUCUCAGCGCAUGGUCCCCGGACUCCUGACGUUGCCAUACCAACAUCAGAGCUGAUGGGGGAAGUGGAAGCACGCAGUGCUGUCAGUAACCGUCCGCAGUCUGGUGACCCGAUGACCUCUGAGGAGCUGAGAUGUUUGGGCGACAGCUCCCAGGACUGAGGUCAAAGGUCAGGCCAGAGGAAACAGGAUUGUGGCAUCUCCUUCAUCAGGGAGAUCUGACCCCAUUAUAACUCCUGACGUGACCGCUCACUGGACAACAGAUGAUCUGCCCCUUAAGUCCUUGUCAAAUGAGUCAUGAGUCAAAUGAUAUGCAGGGGGUACACUGUAGUACUGUGAUGGGCUUGAGUCGGAGAAGAUUAAAAAUCCUCCUGCCUUUACUCUGUCUGGGAAGCCAUUGGUUAAUCAGAAAAAUAGAGACGGUGUUAGACAUGAAAGACUGAAUUAUGAAUGAUUUAGGUAAAGCUGGUUUGUGUUUAAUCCCAUCAUAGGGGGAUGAAGCAGUAUUUAUUGUUUUUGUCAGGUAUAAUAAAACCUGCUAUUUCUGUCUGGCUUUGUUUAAGUAACAAUAAAGAGUGGCAGGACA
Messenger RNA from Alosa alosa (allis shad), 2747 nucleotides. RefSeq names its product NME/NM23 family member 9 (gene nme9). Gene Ontology annotation, molecular function: nucleoside diphosphate kinase activity. Lineage: Eukaryota; Metazoa; Chordata; Actinopteri; Clupeiformes; Clupeidae. Gene Ontology annotation, biological process: CTP biosynthetic process; UTP biosynthetic process; GTP biosynthetic process. The record is from RefSeq and is a predicted model, not a curated record.